This is a messenger RNA of Paramecium octaurelia, 3836 nucleotides long. The record is from the annotation of a GenBank genome assembly. NCBI's taxonomy places the organism in Eukaryota, Ciliophora, Oligohymenophorea, Peniculida, Parameciidae.
AUGCUAGUACUUUUGUUUAUUAGCGUUAAACUGAUAUAAUCAUGUAAAUCGUAAUUUUGAAUAAUUAGGCCUAUAUAGUUGUCAAACAUGCGAUACUUCAUAGGAAGUUUGUUCAAGUUGUCCAGCUACAAGAAAUUUGAGCAUUGAUGAAAAAGGAGUCAACGUAUGUUUAUGCAAACAAAAUUUUGUGGAUAUUGGAGGAUAGGAGUGCUUGAGUAAUUUGUUUUAUUGAAUUAGAAUGCCCUUCAUAUUGUGAGAAUUGUGAUCCUCAUGAUCCAUCUAAGUGCAUAAGUUGUGGGAACAAGGAGGUUACUCAUAGAGUUCUAGACAGUAAAUAAGCUUGUGUAUGUUAAUAAGGGUAUACCGAAGUUUGGUACACAUACAAUUGUUUAGGUAUUUUUGGUUAUUCUAUUUAGACAUGCAAUUUAAUGAAUAAAUUCUCUAAUUUUAAUAUAUUUUAUCAUAAGAAGAAUAUGUAAAUAAAUUGUAAAACAAAUUCCCUUACUCAUAAACGACUGUUUAAGGACUAGAGUAUUUGAUUUAAAGAGGAAUUAUGAAGGAUGAUUUUCAUUAAUUUCAAUAGAUUUCUACAUUAGAGUCAAAUAAGAUUAUUAAUCUGACGAAUCCAUUUGAGGGACAAGCUUAUAUGCAAAAAUUUGAUAAUUUAUUUGCUUUGGGAAUAAUGUAGACUCCUGGGUCAUCUUUGGCUUGGGCUGCUGAUCUAAAUGAAUCAAAUUACAAAGUAUAUAAAGGAGCACAAAUGUUAAAUUAAAGCAAAUGGAAUUUUUACAUUUGUCAAUUUCAAAUACGACAAUAUGUAGGAAAUGUUUUUUUAUAGAUUGCAUUGUCUGAGAACAACACUAUCACCAAUUAAGGUAAGAAUCGUUUGUUAGAAACUACAAAAGGAAAUAUGAAAUUAUGUUAUUAUCUAGCAUAUGAACAUGGCAAUUGGUUGCUUGAAUCUGAGUUGGAUUAGAUAGUCUUUGAUAUAUUAUACAUACUAUUUAGAAGACCAUCUAAUAGUUUAGAUUACUAUUUUAAUGGAUCAAAAAUUGUAAUUAGAUAAUGUUAGCCUAAUUAUAUUUUGUAAAAUGAAGAAUGUGUAUGUGAUAUUGAAAAUGGAUAUUUUCUAUACAAUAGCAUUUGCUAAUCGAAAUGUCCUAGUGAUUGUGUAACUUGUACUAAAGAAGUAUGUCUCUAACCUGAUCAUUCUAUCAAAUGUUAGGAGAAUUAUUAUUUAGAUACUGAAAAUAGUACAUGUUUAUCGUGUGAUUAAACAUGUCAAAUUUGUAUAAAUGGCGAUGAAUGUAUAAAAUGUAAAAGUGGACUAAUUCUAAUGAAUAAUGAAUGUUCAGCCUGUUAAGAAUUCUUGAAAUAGGCCAAAUGUGAUUAGUACGAUAAAGAUUGCUUUUGUAUAAAAUGCAUAGAGGGUUAUAAACUAAAUUAGCUAUCUUAGUGUAUUAAAUGUGCAUCUAAUUGUCAAUCAUGUAAUUUAGAAGAUCAAUGUGACAUUUGUAAAGAUGGUUAUUACUUAAAUGAUAACUAAUGUGUUUUAUGUCAAGAGAACUGUGUUUUAUGUUAGAAUUUGAAUUAAUGUAUAAAAUCUCAUAAUGGAUACUAUGUUGAAAAUGGAAUUGCAUUAUAAUGUACUAAUAACUGUCUAAUUUUCUUUAAUGAGUGUUAAUGUCAAGAUUGUCCUGAUCAAUACUAUUAAGACCAUAAUGAUUUGUUUUGUUAUCCAUGUCAAGAUAAUUGUUAAACAUGUUCAAAUAAACAAACUUGUAUAAACUGUGUUUCAAACUCAUUUUAUCUUGAUAAUUCUAAAUGCACACAAUGCUCAUUUCCUUGCUUAACUUGUUUAAGCUAGACUAAAUGUCUCUCUUGUGUUAAUGAUUAUUAUUAUUACUUAAAAGAGCAUCAAAAUUGUGUAUAAUGUCCAGCACCAUGUAUAACCUGCUAUUAUGAUUAGACUGCCUUAUGCAAUAGUUGCAUAGAAAGUUACUAUUUAUUUAAUUAGUAAUGCUAUGGUAUUAUAAGUUAUCUAAAUUUUAGAAUGUCCACUUUUUUGUAAAAAUAAUUGCAACUUUGAUCGUAUCAAUAAUCUGGUUCAAUGUGGGUAAUGUUAAACAGGAUUUUAUGCAACCCAGUUAAGCAUUCCAUUUGAAUGCAAAAAAUGUAAAGAUUAAUGCACAAGUUGUACUAAUGAAGAAUUAUGUUUGGAAUGUUCACAAGGGUAUAUUUUAAAUAAUGGAAAAUGUCAAAGUUGCAGCUAGCUUUAUUCGAAUCAAUGCAUAAGUUGCAAUAAUUUGUUUUGUUUAAAAUGCUAGAAUGGUUAUCAAUUGACAAAUGGUAAUUGCAUUAAAGAUCUAAUAAUUGAUGUCCCAAUUUGUCUUGUUGAAAAAUAGUACUAUAAUACAAUAAGCAAUACUUGUGAAUCUUGCAUUUAGAAUUGUAUAAUAUGCAAUACUUCAUCAACAUGUGUCAGAUGCGAUGAAUCAUAUUAUUGGAAAUCACAAAUUUGUGUUUCUUGUAAAUUUCCUUGUAAUACUUGUUUGAGUGACUAAUUUUGUUUGACAAUCUCUAAUCAGUUAUAUUAUAUUGACGAUGCUAUCACAGAUUUAAAUCAGAUAAACAGUUUCAGUUGUAAACCUCCGUGUAAGAAAUGCUAUUCUAAUGAAUAAUGCAUAGAUUGUGUAGAUGGAUUAUAUUUUGAAAAUAAUAAUUGUUCACAGUGUGAUACUACUUGUAAAACAUGUAAAAAUUAAAGUAGUUUUUGUACUUCAUGUAAUUCUGGAUAUUUAUUGCUAAAAAACAUUUGUUAUAAAUGCUUGGAUGAAAAUUGUUAAAACUGCAAUCCGUUUUGUGAGUCAUGUAAUCACUUAAAUGAUGAAUUCUACAAAUGCUAAUCUUGUAUUCCAGGAUAUUACUAAAUUAAUUAAGAAUGCCAACGUUGCAGUGCAUUUUGCGAGACCUGUUCAUCCUCAAGUGACUAAUGUUCUUCAUGUUUUGAAGGAUACUUUUUAACAACAGAUAUGAGAUGUGAAAAAUGUAAUGAAGGUUGCAAAUCCUGUUAGGUUUAAACAAAGAGUUGUACUGUUUGUGAAGAAGGAUACUAUUUAUCUGAGAUAAGUGAUUUCAUAUUUUAAUGUCUAAAAUGUGAUUAGGGAUGUAAAUCGUGUGAAGAAGGGGCAUGUUUAGUUUGUUCUGUUUCGUACUAUUUAACAGAAGAGAAAAAGUGUCUAUCAUGUGUUCAACCUUGUUUAAAAUGCGCUUCACUAACCUAAUGUACUUUAUGCGAAAAUGGAUAUUAUUUAAAUAAUGGAACUUGUGAUCGCUGUUAAUAAAAGUGUUUAAUAUGCUCAUCUUCUAAUGAUUGCUUGAGCUGCGAAAAUAGUUAUUAAUUAGUUGAUAAGCUAUGCGUUCAAUGUUCAAAGAAUUGUAUUAAAUGCAAUAAUGGUUAAUGCUAAUAAUGUGAGUAAGGAUAUUAACUAUAAAAUGAUGGUUAUUGCCAUCAAGUUUCAAUAAUUUGUAAUAUUAAGUAAUGCUCUCAGUGUGUGAAUGAAAGCUAAUGUUUAAGUUGUUCAAAGGGGUAUACACUAAAUACAACAAUUAAUGAGUGCUAAUUGGAUAAUCAAUUGAAAAAUUCAUUUCCAACUGAUAACAGUGGUAAUGAAAACAUUACUAUCAUUAUUAUUAUUGUUGGGAACUUUUCUAUAUUUAUACUGCUCUACUUGUAUAAAAAAUGGAAAGACUUGAAUAUAACUAUUAAACCAAAACAAAGAGAUGAACCCUAAUAUCCUGAGCUUCCGUUUACUUUGUCUGAGAAUCCCUGCUGA